UGUUGUGUGCAACUUGGCUUCAAUUGCUUUACCACGAUUUGUUAGGGAUAAGGAUGUUCCUAUUGAGUCACAUCCAUCAAAGUUGGUUGGAAGCAUAGGAUCAAAGAACAGAUACUUUGAUUUCUAUAAACUGGCUGAGGUUUGCGAUUUAAAGGAUUUAUUAAGGUUCUUGAAUUGGAUGUGGGAGGCGCUGAGGAUGAGCAAGAAUGACCUUAUCCAGCAUGCGGGGCUCGAUUCUGUUAUCUUUUUUAGGAUCUACAUUCUCGGGUUCUGGUUUCACCUGUCAAUAGAAUACUUGUUCACCAUAUGGACUUGCUACGUCGUUUACAAGGAGUAUGGACAUAUAGCCUUCAUGAGAUUGCAUUUUAUAGCAUCUCAAGAUCGUCAUGCUGCUCAGUUCAAUGUAGUUGUCAGAAAUAUCCCACAUGUUUCUGGCCACUCUAUAUCAGAAAGCGUGGAUCAGUUUUUUCAACGGAACCAUCCUGAACACUACCUUGGCCACCAGAAAGGAUUUCUUGGGCUUUGUGAUGUAAGAACGGAUGCAAUUGACUACUAUAGUGAAAGCAUCUACAAAAUUGACAAAUACUCACUGGCGAAUCUCGAUGGUCUGGAAAAGGUGGCUCCUUUCCUCAGGCCUGUGAUAGAGAUAUGCAAUUGCUUCCAAGCGAGAAAACCUGCAAAGGGAGAUGGAACAGCUGAUAGUAACAAAACAUAUGCCUUGCAUGGAUGAAUAACAUCACACUCAGUCUUCUGAUGAUUCCCAAAAACAUCUGAGAAGAAGCUUGGUUAUGUUCUUGUUAUCGGAGCAACAAACAAACAAAAUGCAAUUGACCAACCUUUAAGGAGAGCUGGACGUUUUGAUCGUGAGAUUUCUUUGGGUGAACCUGAUGAAAAAACCACUGCUAGAGAUCUUGUCAGUUAUUACUCGAAAAUGUAAAUGUGUGUUUUGGAGAGAGUGGAGUCAAUGAGAUAUAGUUUUAUAUAAUAAUUAUGUCCUUUUGAACU
This is a messenger RNA of Asparagus officinalis (garden asparagus), 1005 nucleotides long. Its product is annotated as CSC1-like protein At1g32090. NCBI's taxonomy places the organism in Eukaryota, Viridiplantae, Streptophyta, Magnoliopsida, Asparagales, Asparagaceae. The record is from RefSeq and is a predicted model, not a curated record. Bases 179 to 730 code for a protein of 183 amino acids. Gene Ontology annotation, cellular component: plasma membrane. Gene Ontology annotation, molecular function: calcium-activated cation channel activity. The transcript is spliced from 7 exons.